AUGACAAAAUAUUUUAUGCUUCAAUAUUUUAACAAAAUUCUUACACUUCUAUUUUUUGCUUGGAUACAAUAUUAUUCCAAGGAUCAUGAAGUUCCUAACAAUUCGGUGGACAGUAUAAAACAUGUAGUAACAUCAUUAGGUAGAAGUAAAUGUAGGUUGUUAUCAAUAUAUGAUAUGUUAUAUGAUUCAGAACACGAAUUCUUAAAAAAUAAUGAUAUGUCUAAUAUUAAUAUACCAGAAUUCAAAGGAAAAAAUAAAAAAUACAAAAAAAACAUUUUAAAAAAUAUGGAUAACUACUUUGAAAAAAAAUUAUUCAAAAAGCUUAGUGAAAUACACCAUUAUAUGCAUGAAAGAGAUAUUCAUGGGGAAAAAAAUACUAAUGGGGUUUAUAGGAACCUUUCUAUAAUAUUUACAUUACCUGUAAUUGUAUAUUUAUCUGGAUAUUUUAUUUUUAAAAAAGGAUAUGAAUGGAAUGUAAAUUUAGCUAAUGUUUACAUUUUUUCUUUUGUUUUAACUAUAUUUAUGCUUGCUUAUAUUUUCAUAAAAAUAUUGAAACACCGUGUACUACUAGAAGGGAAGUUAAAUCCCAGAUUAACUGAUUAUAUUUAUGCAUUUAAAAGUCUAUUUAAUUAA
Plasmodium gonderi is the source of this 633-nucleotide messenger RNA. RefSeq names its product Pv-fam-b protein. Lineage: Eukaryota; Apicomplexa; Aconoidasida; Haemosporida; Plasmodiidae. Bases 1 to 633 code for a protein of 210 amino acids. The transcript is spliced from 2 exons. The record is from RefSeq and is a predicted model, not a curated record.